Ixodes scapularis (black-legged tick) is the source of this 1733-nucleotide messenger RNA. RefSeq names its product calcium-activated chloride channel regulator 3A-1. The record is from RefSeq and is a predicted model, not a curated record. Lineage: Eukaryota; Metazoa; Arthropoda; Arachnida; Ixodida; Ixodidae. The transcript has 9 exons. Bases 168 to 1733 code for a protein of 521 amino acids.
CAUUCGCGUUAUGCGAGGUUUAUACGCCACCUUUUUUGUCUUUUCUUAAUUUUUUUUUUCUUUCUCAAUACCAGGUAAAACUGUUUUGUGACCAGGACACCCACAACCCUUUGGGAAACAGUAAGCACAACAGAGUUUAUAAGGGACUGUCCACCUGGGAAGUCAUCAUGAAGCACAAGGAUUACUUGAAAUUGCCCAAACUCCCGGCGAACAGAACCAUCCAAACCACUUUUCGCGAGCAGCAGGAGAUUGAAGACAGUGGAUCACGCAUGGUGUUCGUCUUGGACGUGUCGCAGAGCAUGAGAUACGGGCGCAUGGACUACCUGAAGACCGCGGUGCAAAACAUUAUCCGUUAUUCUAUCUACGACGGUGAGAUCGUAGGGCUCAUCAGCUUCCACGCAUCAUGCAAAGUCGAGCAUCCGCUGGCCUCGCUGAACAACAACACCAGAGAUGCUCUAGCGGCUGUCGUCAGGCGACUGCGGCUUAGCGGAGGAACGUCCAUCGGUUGCGGUCUCCAGCUGGCCAUUAAGGAGCUCGAAGUCAACGGCACGAGUUCCGCCGGGAGCACGAUUAUUCUGGUCACCGACGGCGAAGAGAACCGCGAUCCCAGCGUUGCCGACGUCCUGCCGGACCUCGUAAGCAAGUCGAUCAAAGUGCACACGUACGCUCUCGGACCUGAAGCCUCACGGAAGCUGGAGCAGAUCGCGGAAGAUACGGAUGGCACGGCCUACUACUUCGGCGACUUCCAGAACAACACGAUCGCUGCCCUGGGCUCGGCCUUUCUGGUGUCCGUGACGUCCCACCUGGACACUAUAAACCAUCCGAUCAUUUUGCUGGACAAGACGGCGUCUUUUAGGACCGCCGAGGAAUUCCCGUUCACGGUCCCGAAAGAACUCGGCGCUAACACCAAGAUAUCCAUUACAUCGCUAUCCGCACAAAAGUUCGACUUUUAUGUGACGGGCGCCAACGGUCAAAACUGCACUGACUGCAACAAAGAGAUCGGAGACCAGCUCGAGAUAAUCCACAUACCGGAGACCAAAGCGACAACCCUCUGGACACUGGUUUUGAUACCACAGGCGGGUACCGCCUCCAACGUCACUGUUACAGUGCAGUCGACGCAGCGAAAUCCCAAGGACCAUCCAAUCAGAGCCCAGAGCUUCGUUAAGGAAGACAAAAGUAAAAACCAGGUCACAAUCUACAGCAGGGUUUUCAAAGGAGACCGUGGUGUCCUGAGGGCGGUCGUCAUCGCCACCGUUACACUGCCAGGAUUGAACGGGACGACCUUCCUCCACCUCAAGGACAACGGGCUUGGAGCCGACGAGACGAGAAACGACGGCGAGUACUCGGCUUACUUUUCGCACCUCGUCGGCCAAGGACGGUACAGCGUCAGGACCGACGUCACGACGAAGGAGGACACGCUGCUGACCCUCCCGAGAUCUACAGCCAAGCCUGGCAGACUUCGCGCCGGCCUGCUUGAGCUCGGUGAGGAACCCGGGCAAGCGGCUCAGGAAAUCUCUGCGGAGCAACCUGAGAGAGCGGAGAUUAACAUGGUGGUGUAUGCCGGCGCCGUCAACAUACUGCGACACAUCACACGAGAAGACCUGAACCCUGCCGACGUUCGGGACUUGAGAGUGGACAACGUGACAGUAGAUGGCAAAAAUAUCACUGCCACACUAUCGUGGACGUGCAUGGGUGCCCAUCUGGACAGUGGGCGUGGUAAGCGGAGGUUCUAA